Messenger RNA from Penicillium brasilianum, 1038 nucleotides. The record is from the annotation of a GenBank genome assembly. Lineage: Eukaryota; Fungi; Ascomycota; Eurotiomycetes; Eurotiales; Aspergillaceae.
CUAAAAGUCAUCAUGGCUAUGGAAUCUGCAGCCCUUGAUGCCCAGAACCAGGGACCGACCAUUUUGGCGGUUUGCUGGCUUCUGGUCAUUAUUCCCGGCCUGAUGGUCGGGUUGAGAAUUUGGUGCAAGGUCGGACUGAGCAAGAGAGGCUUUGGCCUGGAUGACGCUAUCAUCUGCGUCGCCUGGUCUUUGCUCUUGAUAUAUACGGCUCUUAUCACUCGGUCUGUGAACAUGGGAGUUAUCGGUCGACAUGUAUUCGCUAUCGAAGACCCGGAAGUCAUACCGCCAGCUCUCAAGCUUUUAUAUAUCAGCUUCGUGAUUAUCAUCAUCGGCUGUGUCUUCAGCAAGACGUCUUUUGCUUUUACUCUCCUGCGUAUCGUGACCAAAACUUGGAUGAAGGUUCUCAUCUGGUUCAUCAUUGUCACGAUGAAUGCUAUCAUGUGGCUUUGUGCCAUAUGUUAUCUGGCUCAAUGCAAGCCGGCGGCGGCUCUUUGGAAUGCUGAGCUCCUGGCUACCGCGAAGUGCUGGCCGACAGAAGUUUUUGAAAUCAUUGCUCUUGUUGCCGGAGCAUAUUCUGGGUGCAUGGAUGUGAUUCUUGCUCUUCUACCAUGGGCGGUCCUCUGGGAUCUCGAAAUGAAGAAGCGAGAAAAGGCUGGUAUUGCACUAGCCAUGAGUAUGGGUGUCAUCGCCGCCAUUGCCGCAUUCAUCAAGACGUCGAAAUUGGUUAAUGUUGCCCAGGUCCAGGAUUUCACCUGGUUCUGCACUAGCAUCACAAUCUGGGCCUCUGUUGAGACAGGUCUUACUAUUUUCGCUGCCUCCAUCCCCGCCCUUCGUGUCCUUCUCGUUCGAAUCCGCUCCAGCUAUGACCGAUCAGAUUAUCCUUCCGGCAGCUAUAAUGGGGAAGAGAUCACCCUGCAAGCCCAUAAGGAAGGUAGCAGUGCUCGGAGUGUCAUCAGUGAGCAUGGAAUCAGUAUGACACAGGAGGUCACAGUGGAGCAGAAUGUGGCCGGUGUGAGGCGUCUAGAUGCUUAGUCGAAU